AUGGCACUACCUGAUGCCGAGUCAUUUGCCAAAGCAUGUCUGUUGAAAGGUGAUUUCUCGUGGGAUACUUGCUGGAAAGUUGCGCGCGCCACACCCUUGAUUGUUAAGCAUGAGCUUCGUGACAUAGUUUCCGGAGCCGAUCCGCAUGGCGAAGCCUUUGCGUUUGGUGUGUAUGCGUACGGGGCCUUUGCUGAAAUUACAAAUCUCACCGAACGUCAUUGCGAGUUCGUUCGCUACUUGAAUUGCUGUCUUCGUUUGCGUGAUAAUGACACGCGAUGGUCCAGCCUAGCCCUCAACUGCAACGCCAAAAUGAAGCCACACAAAGAUGUCCACAACUUAGUGGGCAGUAUCAACCUCAUUGUGGGUUUUGGCGAUUAUGUUGAUGGUAAGGUUUGGAUUGAGGAUUGCACCGCAACGGUCAACGACGGCUUGGUUGCAAAAGACAUUAACGGUCGUACCGUCCUGGGGCGUACUCAUGAUUGUAAACAGCGUGUGCUUGCCUUUCCUCCUGACCGCAUGCAUUGCCCUGAGCCUUGGAAAGGCGAACGUUGGACACUCGUUGCAUUUGCGAGCCGAGGAGUGGCAAAAUGCUCGCGGGAUGAACUUUCCGCAUUGCGUGAUUUGGAUUUCCCCGUUGGGUUCACUCCUCCUGAGGCUUAUGUGGCACAGGAUGCCUUCGUUGAGUGUCGCACGGUGUCGUUUGUUGACGAAGUCGAAGCUUAUCCAACGGAACAAGCCAUUAAGCGGAAAGCUGUUCUUGCGUCGGGACAUAAGCCCACUCGCCGUAAACAACAGGUGGAACAGCAUCGCGAUGAUUGUGGAGAUUCCUUGGACAGCAUUGUUGAGUUUGUGGAAACCGUCCCAUGGCAUCCGCACCUUAUGGGAGCCAUGUUUGAAAGCCCAUUGCAUGAAGCGGAGUCGUAUUCAGCUAUUGCCGAAUUUGCGUUUGGCCGUGGAUUGUGGUUGCAUGGAUCCGGUGUUGAUAUGCCCAUGAAGAAAUUGCAACAAAGGCCUCACAUGAGCGUUGGGGGACUACAGGUCUUUCAUCAAAGUGCUCUUCAAGCGAAUGAUGGCCGAAUUGUUGCAGUGGUUGAGCUGUUUGGAGGUGUUGGUGAAACUUCAUACCUCGUUGCUAAGCUUCAUGGUCUCAAAGCCGGUGUCAACUUUGACAUUUGCUGUGGGUUUAAUCUGAGCAAAGCUCGAGACAGGGAGUUAGUUAAAGAAUACGUAGCCACGCGCAAACCGUUGGUGGCAGUCAUGGCUCCUCCUUGUAAGGGUUUUGGGCAACUACAGCAUAUGAACAAAGCUAUCCAUCACGACACGUGGCAUCGAACUCGUGCCGAAGGUUUUGGGUUGGCGCAGUUUUGUGCCGAAAUAGCACGCGCACAAUGUGUCGCAGGUCGUCACUUUGUGCUAGAGCAGCCUUUACCCAGGGCCUCCGGUUACCCGGAAUCCGGGUAA
Messenger RNA from Symbiodinium sp. CCMP2592, 1461 nucleotides. The record is from the annotation of a GenBank genome assembly. NCBI's taxonomy places the organism in Eukaryota, Dinophyceae, Suessiales, Symbiodiniaceae.